AUGUUUUCGGGCGCUUACAAAAGAGUUUUUGGCCGCUGUGGUGGAAAAACGAACGGGCCAGGGUCCGACGAAGAGUCGUUGUCGGCAAGCAACGAAAGGGCCAAACUGGACAUCAGAAGGUUGGAGGUGGGCAUCGAUCGGCAGAGGUCGGCGGCGGCGGUGGCAGCAGCAGCGGCAGAACGAACAAAGUCGUCGGCGGACCGUGACGUCGAGAUGGAAAACAGGUGGCUGGUCCGGAGGCUGUGUAAAGUGGAAGACGAAAAUCGUUGGCUGAUGAGUAGGCUUCGAAUGAUGAGGUUAGCGAACCGGAAGCUCGGCAAGCAGCUGCGCGAAUCCCAAGCCGAGAACCGGAAGCUGUGCGAAUGUAAUACCAAGCUCGAAUUGCAGGAAGCGAAGCGCGAUGUGCACUUAAAGGUUGUAGAAGAGAAAUGCGGUAUCCUGUCGUCGGUGGUCAACGAUGUACGGGCGCUCAUCCGAUGGAAAUAA
Macrosiphum euphorbiae (potato aphid) is the source of this 486-nucleotide messenger RNA. NCBI's taxonomy places the organism in Eukaryota, Metazoa, Arthropoda, Insecta, Hemiptera, Aphididae. The record is from the annotation of a GenBank genome assembly.